AUGGAUAACAAUAACAACAAUAACGAUUCAAAAAUUUUAAGAAAAAUAAAAGUUUCAUCAAAAAAAAUAGAAAAUAAGAAUGAAUUAGAAAAACAUUAUUGUGAGCAAUUUAAAAAAAUAGCAGAAUAUUUAAUAAACGAUGUAAUACUUUAUCUACCGAAAAAUAAAAAAUAUCAAAUAAUUGAAUUAGAAUUUUAUUUCAACACUUUAGAAAAUAACAGUAAUGAUAAUGCACUGUUGCAUUGUGAUCCGUAUUCACAUCAACAUGAACAUCAAAAAACGAGCGGAGAAUGGUAUUUUCAUCGUGUUGGUAAAUUUGGAUAUCGAGGUGGAACCAGAAAAGGUAUCGAUAUAACAUUUGGCAAUGAGAAUGCUUAUGGUGGAAUAUUAAUACGUUCUAUAAAAAGAAUUAUUGAUAAUGAAGACGAUGAUGAGAACGAGUUGAUUGAAGGACCAAGUUUAAUUGUUGAUGAGAUUUUGAGAUUAUGUGGGGUGGAUAACCUUAGUAUAAAAGAAAUGGUCGAAGUAAAAUGGAAGGGAAAAAGUGGAAUUUGUAAGGAUUUUAAGAAUUUUAAUGGAAUGAUUUGGUUGGAAGAAAUGAAAUAUACCAAAAAUGUUGAUGAUAGCGAUGGCGAUGGCAACAAUGACGAUGGUGGUGAUGAUGAUGGUGGUAGAAGUGAAGAAAAAAUUAGAAAUUUUAAUAAAAGAGCAAAAUAUUCUACAGGUGUAAGUUCGCCAUAUUUUAUAAAAUCAUCAUCACAAUCAUCAAUGAAACAUAAAAGAAAGUCCAACAACUUAAAACAUAAAGAAAUUGUAUAUAAUUCACCAAGAGUCGGCCUUACUUUAUCCAAUACAAAUCCUUCGCCAAAUCUACGUUUAAACUUUCUUUUGAAACCUUAUAGAUUUUUCAUCAAACCACAUCUAAUUAAAAAAGGCAAGGCACAGUUAAUAAUAGGAUUAUACGAUAGAUACCAAGAUAUUAAUAAAGUUGCAGAAAUAUCGGGCACGAGUAGAUCAAUUGUCGAAAAUUAUUUAAAAGAGUUUAAAUUAGAUUCUGAUAAUAUUGAUGAAUUUUUGGGUAAAAAAGGAAAAGGAUCAAACGGCAUGGAGUAUUGCAAAAUGGCAGGAGUUGUGCGUAAUUGGUUAAAUAAUCGAGACAAUAAAGAUGUGAGGAUAUUUUAA
Messenger RNA from Entrophospora sp. SA101, 1182 nucleotides. NCBI's taxonomy places the organism in Eukaryota, Fungi, Glomeromycota, Glomeromycetes, Entrophosporales, Entrophosporaceae. The record is from the annotation of a GenBank genome assembly.